AUGCCACCAGCGACAAAGAAGCCUACGCCCGCUACCAAGUCAACGGCUCCCAAACCUCCCGCUAAGCUGUCGACGGGCACUGCUGCGGGCCAAUCAGCGAACAGAACACCAGUGCCGGCAUCUGUCAAGAGGAAGAAGAAGGACGACCUGGGUGCUGGGCUGCGAAUCUCAAAAGACAAUGUUGAUGCGCAUCCAGCUGGGCCGCCGCGCUAUGGCGAGCUGACACAGGCAGAGAGAGCAUUCACAUUGGCCUCGACCUUUUUGUCUGGAGUGCUAGCCAUAAGCGCUUCACAGUUCCUAGGCGCGCCGUUGAAACUCAUCGAUCCUCAAUUCUACGAUGGGUAUAUGGCCUAUACCAAAGAAUGCUUCGCCAUCCUCAUCACCUGCCUGACCCAAUGGUGGGCGCCAACAGUCGUCCGCGUCUCUGGAGACUCCACCAUGGUCGGCCAGCUCAUCAAGCGCAAAGAUGGUUCUCUUCAAUGUAACUUUGCCGACCGUAUGGUCCUCAUGGCGAACCACCAGCUUUAUACCGACUGGCUUUACCUAUGGUGGAUCGCCUACACGAACAACAUGCAUGGCUUCAUCUACAUCAUCCUGAAGGAGUCGUUGAAGAACAUACCCAUUAUCGGGUGGGGCGCACAGUUCUACAACUUCAUCUUUUUAUCGAGGAAGUGGGAAGAGGAUGAAAGAACUUUUAAGAAGCACCUUUCCAAGUUGAAUAAGAAGGGAGAUCCUAUGUGGCUCAUUAUUUUCCCCGAAGGAACGAACCUGUCUCCGACGACUCGGGAAAAAAGCAAGAAAUGGGCUGAGAAGAAUGGACUCCAGGAUAUGAAGCAUCAGCUACUUCCUCGCAGCACUGGUUUAAAAUUCUGCCUCAACGAGCUAAAAGAUACUACAGACUGGCUUUAUGACUGCACCAUUGCAUACGAAGGUAUACCACCGGGCCAAUAUGGACAGGAUAUUUUUACCCUCCGCUCCUCGUUCUUCGAAGGCCGACCCCCGAAAUCCGUAAACAUGCACUGGCGCCGCUUCCGUCUCGCCGACAUUCCCUACGAAAACACACACGCAUUCGAAGUGUGGCUAAGAAACCGCUGGCGAGAGAAGGACUACAUGCUUGAAUACUUCAACCGCAACAACCGGUUCCCCGCCGAAGACUUCUGGAAAGACCACCUGGACAUGGACAUCCGGAGCGAGUCCAGCCGCAGCAACGGCAAAACCAUCCGCACCGUCCCCCGUCCCGCAGUCCAGAUCGAAACCGAAGUCAAGAGCGGCAACUGGAACGAAUUUGUCAAAAUCUUUGCGCCAAUCACAUCCAUCAUGAUGGCCCUGACCGUCGCCUACGGCGCCUCUCCCGACGACAUACCCAUACCCGGCGGCAAAGAAUUCUUCGAAAAUCACAUGAAGAUGCUCCUAGGCCAAGGCACCGGCGAUAUGAGCAAACUCCCUAGCCCGGAUCAACUCGAAAAAAUGAUCGAAGGCGCUGCAAAAAUGGGCGCCGAACAAGCCGCCUCUCCAAACCAAAUGUCAAACGUCCAACGCCUCACUCAAGAAAACCUCGCGAAACUCGUAAAGGAAACAGCAAUAUCAAGCGGCGCCGUCCUACCAAACGGCAUGCGUCGUCCAACCUCAACGAUGCCACCACCACCAAAGACCCUCCAACCCCCCAACAUAACUGCUAAACUUCCAAUCCGUAAAGCCCAAAGCGCCACCGCCGCUGCGAUAGGACCAGCAACCAAGAAACCCUCCCCUUCCACCCCUUCAAAACCCAGCACCCCCGCAAAGAAACCCACACCCAACGGCCCCACAAAGGACGUCCUCCUCGCCUCAGGCGUCACCAUCAAAAUCCCCCAAACACAAGCUGAGCAAGCGAAGCAAACAGGUACCGUGACUCUCAACAAUGGCCUUGUGAUUAGAGUUGAUAAAAAGGAGAUUGAGGAGGCGCAGAAGAAGGGGAACGAAAGUCCCGGAGGAGGAGGCACCGUGGUGACGAAGAGUGGGGUGCCGAUUAAGAUUACGUCUGGGGGUGGGGUGGGGAAGAAGGUUGGAGGGGGAGGGAAGAAGGUAGGUGGUGGACCGAAGAAGAUUUGA
Messenger RNA from Bipolaris victoriae FI3, 2088 nucleotides. RefSeq lists its product as hypothetical. The record is from RefSeq and is a predicted model, not a curated record. NCBI's taxonomy places the organism in Eukaryota, Fungi, Ascomycota, Dothideomycetes, Pleosporales, Pleosporaceae. Gene Ontology annotation, cellular component: endomembrane system. The coding region runs from base 1 to 2088 and encodes 695 amino acids. The transcript is spliced from 2 exons. Gene Ontology annotation, molecular function: acyltransferase activity.